Molecule: messenger RNA, 2933 nt
Organism: Anolis sagrei ordinatus
Lineage: Eukaryota; Metazoa; Chordata; Lepidosauria; Squamata; Anolidae
Source: RefSeq, a predicted model, not a curated record
GCGGAGUUCUGUGCGGGCGGGGCAGGGAGGGAGCGCCAGAGUGGAGGCCGAAGGAGAGGAGCAGGAAGGCAGUAGGUUCUCCUGAGGAAUGGCCGGCUCCCAAUGGCUGUUGCAAGCCCUGGAUAUUUUGAUGUGCUCCGUGAAGAAGAGCGUUGUUGGAUGAGUUGACUUUGGAAAGAGAAGGAGGUAACCCAAAGCAUUCCUCAAGAACUGGUGCCAAAAAGCAGAAGGAAGAGGCACAACAGAGCAGGUUUAUUUAGAAAGGAAUGGAUCCAGAAAUAAAAAUGGAAGAUUCAGUAGGUCCUGAAUCAGAAGAGGUCAAAGGAGGAGCAGCUCUACCAAAAAGGGAAAGCGAUGGAGGCGAAUCAGAACAAACAGUAAAACAGGAGACAGAAGAUGAGCCAUCAAGGACCUGGGAUGCUCAGUUGGAAGAGUUUCUGAGGACACUACAGUCUUCUUCUGGAGAUGAAACCCCACAACAACCUAACCCUCAGGAGCCUCAGAUGAUGACUACGGAUGAUGAAAGCCAUCUGGAUGCCACAAAUUCUAGGAAAGAGAGAACAGCAAGCAAAGAUGCUGAUCUGCUCCUUGGUGUGUUGGAGACACAACGGCAGCAUUUUCGGAUGUUGAUCUACCAAGAAGCCGAAGGGCCCCGAAACUUCUGGGGGAAGCUCCGGAAACUCUGCCAGAAGUGGCUGCUGCCGGAGAGACACACCAAGGAGCAGAUCUUGGACCUGGUGACGCUGGAGCAGUUCCUGGCUGCCCUGCCCCCAGAUAUGCAGAAAUGGCUGAGGGGACGCUAUCCCCAGACCUGCUCCCAGGCUGUGGCCCUGGCAGAGGAUUUCCUUCUGAUGCAUCGAGGAUCCAAAGGCAGGGAAGGGCAGAUCACAGAAGAAUUUGCAAGUUCCCCUAAGACAAAAGAGGUUCAGCCAAAGAUGAUGCUUCGAACAGAGUCUGAGCACAAACAUAGUUUGAAUGAACAUGUGUUGGGAGAUGAUGCAGGGCUGACCGAGCGUGAGGAACAAAAAACCCCAUUUGAGAGCACAGAGGAAAUGGAGCAACUGAGGACAUCCAUGAAAAGUGGCCAAGAGGACAGUUUCCUGUGUCAGGGAGAACCUGAUAAGAACCAAGCGAGGACAGACAAAGACAAUGGAAAUGGCCAGGAGAAGGUCUGGCUAACCGUGGGUCCUAAGAAAGUGAGUGCCAAGAAGAAAAGGAUGAUGUGCUUGGAUAUAAAGCACGAAAUCAUCGAAAAGCACGAGCGAGGUGUGCGUGUUGUCGACUUGGCAAGGCAAUACGAUCGCAGCACUUCUACGAUAUGUUCGAUUUUGAAGCAGAAGGAGUCAAUCAAAGCCAUAACACCUGCAAAGGGCAUUAAGAUUAUUUCAAAGCUCCGGACCUCUGCCCACGAAGAGAUGGAGAAGUUGUUGUUGUUGUGGUUGACGGAGAAGCAGCUCGCAGGAGAUACCAUGACCGAGAGCAUUGUCUGCAAGAAGGCGCGAGCCAUUUACGGGGAUUUGGUGCGUCAGGCACCGGAAAGAUUAAUGGACGAGGCAUCGGAAGAGUCAUUCAAAGCCAGUCGGGGAUGGUUUGAUAAUUUCAAAAAGAGGACCGGCAUUCACUCUGUCGUCAGGCAUGGCGAGGCAGCAGAUGUGAAGGCAGCUGAGGAUUUCAGAAUCAUUUUUGCCAAACUAAUAGAAGCUGAAGGAUAUAUCCCUCAGCAAGUCUUCAACUGUGAUGAGACAGGGCUUGUCUGGAAAAGGAUGCCAAGGAGGACGUUUAUAACGACGGAGGAGAAGAGCCUGCCAGGCCACAAACCUACGAAGGAUCGGUUAACCCUUGCGCUGUGCGCAAACGCAAGUGGUGACUGCAAGAUUAAGCCGCUUCUUGUAUAUCACUCUGAAAACUCCAGCGACUUCAAGUCUCAUCAGAUAAUUAAAGAAAAACUGCAGGUUAUGUGGAGGGCAAACCCAAAGGCGUGGGUCACCAGAGAGAUCUUUGUGCAGUGGGUCAACCUGGUCUUCGGUCCUGGCGUCAAGAAGUACCUUUUGGAAAACGGCCUACCUCUGAAAGCCCUUCUCGUCCUUGACAGUGCUCCCGCGCACCCACCAAACCUUGAGGACUACAUCCUUGAAGAGUUUAACUUCGUUAAGGUGUUGUACCUUCCAGCCAACACCACCCUUAUCCUGCAACCCAUGAGUCAGCAGGUGAUUUCAGAUUUCAAAAAGCUCUUCACCAAGCACCUCUUCCGGCAUUGCUUUGAGGUUACCAAGAACACAGACCUCACCCUUCGAGAGUUUUGGGAGGAGCACUACAAUAUCGUAACUUGCCUCGGAAUUAUUGACACGGCCUGGCAGGGCGUUACGAGGAGGAGCUUGAACUCUGCGUGGAAGAAGCUGUGGCCAGAGGUUGUGUCGGAAAGGCGCUUUGAAGAAUUCGAACCUGAGGAGCUAGCGGUGGAGGAGAUUGUGUCCAUCGGAAAGUCCAUGGGCCUGGAAGUGGAUGAAGGCGACCUCAACAACCUCAUCAAGCAGCACGAUGAGGAGCUGACAACAGAGGAAUUGCAAGAGCUACUGGAGCAGCAGCAGUGUACAGAGAUUUUGCAGGAAAUUAAUGUGGAGGAGCCAGAGGCGGAGGAGGUUAUCGAUACAAGUGAGAUUAAGGAAAUGUUGGGAAUGUGGGAGAAAGUUUCAGACUUUAUUGAAAAGAAGCACCCUGAAAAGGUUGCAACAAGCCAUGCGUUGGCGCUGUGUCACGACACUUGCCUCACUCCUUUCAGAAACAUUUUGAAAGGGAGGAAACAAGCCUCCUUGGACAGGUUUACAUUGAAACGCCCUCUGAGUGAAAAUGAGGAAAGGGUGGUGAAAAAGGCAAAUGUCAAAGAAGAAGAAGAUUGAGUGAAGCCUGAUCUUGAAGGAAAAUACAUGCUCUCA